AGACGCUAAGGCCGACAAAACAGAAAUGCAAAAUGCAUUAGACGCUAAGGCCGACAAAACAGAAAUGCAAAGUGCAUUAGACGCUAAGGCCGACAAAACAGCGAUGCAAAGUGCAUUAGACGCUAAGGCCGACAAAACAGCGAUGCAAAGUGCAUUAGACGCUAAGGCCGACAAAAUAGCGAUGCAAAGUGCAUUAGACGCUAAGGCCGACAAAACAGCGAUGCAAAGUGCAUUAGACGCUAAGGCCGACAAAACAGCGAUGCAAAGUGCAUUAGACGCUAAGGCCGACAAAACAGCGAUGCAAAGUGCAUUAGACGCUAAGGCCGACAAAACAGCGAUGCAAAGUGCAUUAGACGCUAAGGCCGACAAAACAGCGAUGCAAAGUGCAUUAGACGCUAAGGCCGACAAAACAGCGAUGCAAACUGCAUUAGACGCUAAGGCCGACAAAACAGCAAUGCAAACUGCAUUAGACGCAAAGGCCGACAAAACAGCGUUGGACCCAAUUAAUACUGCUUUAAAUACAAUUACCACUCCCAGUUCUAUUGGUAAAAUCCCAACCUCAUGUGGAGACUUCAAGACUAUCGGAUUCGUCAAAAGCGGAAUCUUCUCCAUCAUGGACAGCAAACAAGUCAAAAACGUCUAUUGCGAUUUUACUAAAACAACCGAUUCAGAGUUGCAGAAAAUGAUCGGUACCGUCAACGUCAAAUCUGCAGCUGUUUAUUUCCACGCUCAAAUGUCAAAGACUUAUUCGGCUGCCCUAACCACCGUUCCAUUUGAUUCAAUCAAACUUAAUGUGGGAACUGCUCUUAACCCUGCCACUGGAAUAUUCGUCGCUCCUACAUCAGGGAAAUAUUAUUUCGCUUACUCGGGCUUAAGUGAUGCAGGCGUCAGAGCACGAGUUAGGAUGCAAAUGGCGAAUGCUGGAACAACGAAUUGGAAACUAGUAGGAGAAGGGUACGGUGACCCCUCCUACAAGACUUUUUCCAUGCAUGCUACAUUGGAACUUGUCAAAGGCGACCAAGUUAGGCUGUACUUAUCAGAAGGAAUAAUUCACGAGGCUAAUUUAUAUUUUAAUUAUGUUGGUUGGCUAUUGGAAGAGAACGAGUUAACGGUUUGAUUUGACUGGACGAUCGUCCCAAAUAUAGCUGUUACUUACAGACAAUGAAUUCGUAAAUUUAAUAAAUGUGGUUAACGG
Messenger RNA from Daphnia pulicaria, 1195 nucleotides. Its product is annotated as caprin-2-like. The transcript is spliced from 3 exons. The record is from RefSeq and is a predicted model, not a curated record. Lineage: Eukaryota; Metazoa; Arthropoda; Branchiopoda; Diplostraca; Daphniidae. Bases 26 to 1117 code for a protein of 363 amino acids. Gene Ontology annotation, molecular function: protein binding.